AUGGGAACUCGAUUGAAGUUCAGCACUACAUAUCAUCCAGAGACAGAUGGUCAGACUGAGAGAACAAAUCAGAUCUUGGAAGAUAUGUUGAGGGCAUACCUGAAGCGGAGGGACAUUGAGUUCGAAGUGGGUGAUCAUGUGUUUCUUCGAGUGACACCACGAAAAGGACUCUCAGUGAAGAGAUUUGGUAAGAGAGGGAAACUAAGUCCUAGAUAUGUUGGUCCAUUUCAGAUAUUGGAUAGAGUGGGCAGUGUAGCUUAUAGAAUAGCUUUACCGCCAUCAUUAUCUGGGGUGCACAAUGUAUUUCAUGUAUCUCAACUCCGGAAAUAUGUGUCAGACCCAUCGCAUGUUUUGAGCUAUGAAACACUGGGUUUGCAGGAAGAUUUGUCCUACAAUGAACGUCCGGUAAAGAUUCUUGAUCAAAAGGAUAGGAUUUUGAGAAAUAAGACAAUCACCUUGGUGAAAGUCCUAUGGAGAAACAGCGUGGUUGAGGAAGCUACUUGGGAGCUAGAGUCUGAUAUGCGAGAACAAUAUCCAGAAUUAAUUGAGUAA
This is a messenger RNA of Cannabis sativa, 552 nucleotides long. RefSeq lists its product as uncharacterized. Lineage: Eukaryota; Viridiplantae; Streptophyta; Magnoliopsida; Rosales; Cannabaceae. The transcript is spliced from 2 exons. The record is from RefSeq and is a predicted model, not a curated record. Gene Ontology annotation, molecular function: nucleic acid binding. Bases 1 to 552 code for a protein of 183 amino acids.